AUGGCGAUGGGCGCCGGGCUGGUGGCGUUGCGGCGCCUGGGCGGUCGUGCCCGUGUGCGGGGCAUUGGGCAGUUGAGGCCCUUGGGGCGCCCUCUGCAGCGCAGGGCUGCUGCGGUGAUGGCGCCACCGGAAGAGAUCUUGGGCAUCAAGCCAGAUGGAAAGUACAACGUGCCUGCCGGGGUGAGAGAAAAGCUGGGGAAGAAUCUCUUGUUGAACUCCAAGCAUCCCCUGGGGAUCCUCUGGAAGACGGUCCAGGAGUAUUUCGCCGAGCAGGAUUCCAACUGCAAGUUCUUCGACACUGAGAAGCCGGUCGUCUCCACCGUGGACUGCUUCGACAAGCUGCGGGUGCCGCCGGAUCACGUCUCGCGGUCGCCGAGCGACACCUACUACGUGAACGCUGAUUAUGUGCUGAGGACACACACAUCAGCACAUCAGUGCCAGUUUCUCAGCCAAUAUCCAGAGAUCACUUCCUUCCUUUGCGCGGGCGAUGUCUACAGACGUGAUGAGAUCGAUGCGUCGCACUAUCCCGCCUUCCAUCAGUGCGAGGGCGUCCGCCUCUUCGACGCGCAGAAGGUGUCCAAAGAGGAGGUCAUGGAAGACUUGAAGAAGACCUUGGAGGGCUUGGCAGCACACCUCUUCCAGCUGAAGACUGGCGAGGACACCAUGCGCUGGCUCGACGAGCUGCUCAGCCAUGGGGUUUACGUGUAUUUCCCCUUUACCGAGCCCUCCCUCGAGCUGGAGAUCUUCUACAACGAAGACUGGAUGGAGGUCUUGGGCUGCGGUGUGAUCCAUCACGAUGUGCUCCGGAACGCUGGCUUGGAUCCGGAGAAGGUGCAUGGAUGGGCCUUUGGGCUUGGACUGGAACGCUUAGCCAUGGUCCUGUUCGGCAUCCCCGACAUCCGCCUCUUCUGGUCGGACGACGCCCGCUUCGCCCAGCAGUUCAGCGAGGGGAGCUUCUCGGAGAAGACCAAGUUCAAGCCUUUCUCCAAGUACCCGCCGGUGCUCAAGGACAUCAGUAUGUGGAUCCCCGAGGAUUUUGUGGACAACGACCUUUUCGAAAUGAUCCGUGACGAAGGGGGGGGACCAGGACGCAGCUCGAAGAUGUUCCGGGUCACCUGGCGAGACAUGUCGCGGACCUUGACCAACGAGGAGGUGAACGCCAAGCACGAGAAGGUCUUGGAGCACCUCACCUGGAACGUGGUCACCUCGGUGGCCGAUGUGCUGCGGCUCCUGGACUUCGGCCACAAGAUGCGGGCGGUGGGCUGCACCAACAUCAAUGCGGCUUCCUCCCGUUCCCAUGGAGUGGCCACCUUUCAAAUCGAGCAGCUGGUCGGACAACAGGACGCCAAACGCAGGUGGGCCCAGUUGCAGACCGUGGAUUUGGCUGGUGCCGCGCGCAUGGAUCAGAUCGGCGACUCUCAGGCGGAGCAGAUGGGCGACACCGGACCUCCGAAGCGCGUGACGCAUGGAGCCUUCUCCAAGGACACGGGAACCUUCUCCAGCCGCAUCAACCAGAUCAUGAGGGCGGCGACCAAGACGCCUGGGCCCGGAAAGUAUUUGGCACAUGAGGAUUGGAGACUCAAUGGUGGCAGUCGUUUCUUGAAAGGGGACCGGUCCUUUAAGCCGAUGCACAAGAACCCGGAUCCCACACACUACGAGCGCAAGGACUUCUUCCAGUUCCCGUGUAAUCGGAGCAAGGAGUGUUUGUCUCAGAACCGCCGGCAGUUGUAUGGGAACAUGACCAAAGGGACUGACACAGCACCGGGGCCAUUUCGCUUGGAGGACCGGAAGUUGACCUUGAAUCCACGUGCGCGUGUUCCAAGAGCCAUGGCCGAAGAGACGUUGCUCACCGUGACAGUCACUUUGCUCAGUGGGCUCACGGCAUCUUUGUCCUUGCCAAAGAGUGCCUCAGAACAAGCCAAGGACCUGAAAGGUGCAGCCGAGCAGGCUUUCCGGAAGGGCUUUCUGAGACUGGUCACAGUUGAUGGCUUCCUGGUGAAUCCAAAGCUUUCCAUUGACAAUCCUUUUCAUCAGGGUAGAUUUUUCUGUGUCGCCGAACGACCACGCUUGGCGGCCACAGACGGUGCCAUGGUUGCUGUGCUUGGUCCUAGCCGUGUGAUCACUUGGGGAGAUCCAAGACAUGGGGGUGAUGCCAGCAAAGUGCAAGAUCAGCUUCAGCAUGUGCAGGACUCCGGGAUUGCCUGGGGGAAUCCCAACUAUGGUGGGACGCCCAGCCGUGGUGUACAAGAGCGACUGAAGGAGGUCAUCGACCUCCAGGCCUCGGGGGGCGCCUUCGGCGGUGCCUACGCGGCGCGGCGCGGCGACGGGUCGGUGGUCACCUGGGGCCAUCCGCAGCUGGGCGGCAGCAGCGAGCACGUCCAGGCACACUUGCAGGACGUCCGAGCGAUUCAAAGCACCAGCGGAGCCUUCGCGGCCAUUUUGGCGGAUGGGCAAGUGGUGGCUUGGGGCGAACCCAGGCUGGGCAAGUGCGGUGGCCACUGCCCUGCCUCGCUACAAGAGGUCCAGCACAUCGCCGCCACGCGCGCCGCCUUCGCGGCGGUCACGGCGAAGGGCACCGUCGUGAGCUGGGGCCACGGCUGCUGGGGGGGGCGACUGCAGCGCAGUGCAAGAGCAGCUUCAGCAGGUGACCAGCAUCCAGGUGGCGGGGUGGCUGUGGAUGUGAUGGGUGGACGCGUGUGGGCGCGAUGGAUGCGGCUGAUAGGAGCAGAUAGGAACCACCAUUUAAAGGAGAUGGAGAUUAACAUCUGA
Durusdinium trenchii is the source of this 2769-nucleotide messenger RNA. Lineage: Eukaryota; Dinophyceae; Suessiales; Symbiodiniaceae. The record is from the annotation of a GenBank genome assembly.